This is a messenger RNA of Sinocyclocheilus grahami, 1234 nucleotides long. Its product is annotated as methylosome subunit pICln-like. NCBI's taxonomy places the organism in Eukaryota, Metazoa, Chordata, Actinopteri, Cypriniformes, Cyprinidae. The coding region runs from base 464 to 1234 and encodes 256 amino acids. Gene Ontology annotation, cellular component: spliceosomal complex; plasma membrane; cytosol. The transcript has 7 exons. Gene Ontology annotation, biological process: cell volume homeostasis; spliceosomal snRNP assembly; mRNA cis splicing, via spliceosome. The record is from RefSeq and is a predicted model, not a curated record.
ACAAAUUAAUUUUGUUUAAUCGUCCUACAGAUACUGCUCCGCUGAAUAUUCGAUUGUUUAAUAUAUACUUAUCUUUGUAAUUGGUUUAUUUUAGACGCAAACGUCUCCAAUAAGACAAAAAACGUAUUGAGAUUUGAAUGCGUCUCAAUGGAGAAUCCGCCUUUCUGGGCCACACAGCGCCCCCUGCAGUAAUAAACCGGGAUUUUACAGGAAACAGUUAGUAGAGCCAGUUCAGUGACGCAUGACAGCGAAUCUUUGAACUAUAAAAUCCAUUUGAAAGUUUCUCGCCACGCGAACCGGCCGCGUUUCGCUUGCACAUGAGUGCAGUUAAAGGAGAAAGCUUCGAAACGCUUGAAUGAGAGUUACUGUUGUUGUUGCUGCUGCCGGGCUUUAUUUGCGUAUUGUCUCAAUAGAGCAUCAGUGUUAGCGCCUUCACAGCUUCACGGUGAUUUAAUUCAUCAGGAUGGUUGUGUUGAAGAGUUUGCAUCCCCCCAGCGAGGGCGUGAGGCUCCAGCAGGCCGACACCACUGCAGUUCUGGACGGGAAGAGGCUGGGAUCAGGGACGCUGUUUGUGGCUGAGGCGCAUCUGUCCUGGUUUGAUGGUUCAGGGAUGGGUUUCUGUCUCGAGUACCCCUCCAUCAGUCUGCACGCGAUCUCACGAGAUCUCAGCGCCUUUCCAGAAGAGCACCUGUAUGUGAUGGUCAAUGCAAAACUGGACGAUGAAGCUGAAGCAGAGCAGCAGGAUAAAGCUUCGGAUGAUGCAGGAGAGGACGACGAGGAGAGCGACAGCGACAGUGAAGACUCAGGAACCAUCACAGAGAUCCGCUUCGUGCCCAGUGAUAAAGCCGCAUUGGAGCCCAUGUUCUCCGCCAUGUGCGACUGUCAGGCCCUGCACCCCGACCCCGAUGACGCCGACACCGAUGAUGACGAUUACGAGGGAGAGGAGUAUGACGUCGAGGAGGCUGAGCAAGAGCAGGGUCAGGGUCAGGGCGACGUCCCCACGUUUUACACCUAUGAGGAGGGUUUGUCUCACCUGACGGCCGAGGGUCAGGCCACACUGGACCGGCUACAGGGGAUGCUGGCCCAGUCCGUCGCACAGCAGUACCACAUGGCUGGAGUCAGGACCGACGUGCCUUCGGCCGAAUUCGAAGGACUUAGUCCUGAUGACAGAUUACAGCGGCGACACACAGAACAGGCCCAGGCUGAGCAGCUUGCACAACUGCUUUUUGAGUAA